Molecule: messenger RNA, 2463 nt
Organism: Hyaloperonospora brassicae
Lineage: Eukaryota; Oomycota; Peronosporomycetes; Peronosporales; Peronosporaceae
Source: the annotation of a GenBank genome assembly
AUGGCGCUCUACGUCUGGGGCCACAACGCGUCGCAGCAGCUCGGCCUCGACGUCGCCGGCGAGCAAGUGCUCGACGUGACGCCAGUCCACGCGCUCCACGACCAAGUGAUUGUCGACUUUUCCGCCGGCGCGCGCCACUCGCUCGCGCUCAAUGAGUUGGGCCACGUGUUCGCGUGGGGCCGCGGCCGCGAGGGGCAACUCGGGCUCGGCGACUCCAUUGGCGUCACGCGCGCCGUGUCGACGCCUCGUCGCAUCACUGACGCGCUGGCUGACCACGUGGUGACGAAAGUCGCAUGCGGCGACUCGCACUCUUUGGCGCUCACGGACGCAGGCGACGUCUUCCUAUGGGGACUGCUCCCCGUGACCACUGCGCUGCCGUCCGCCACGGCGGACGCGUCGGACCAGCAGACAGUCGCGCUCACGGGGCUGUCUCAGGCAGACGGGCAGCCAGUGCAGGCAGAAGCGCCUGCGCGCCCGUUCGACCCCGCGGUCCUGGCUCGUCUACUGCAGUCGAUGCAUGUCUAUGAAGCCGACGCGGCAGACGGGGCGUCCAGCACAGCGCAGACUGUGCGGGCGCCGUGUCACACCCCCCGUCUAUGCACCGACGUCCGCGUGCGACAUAGCGUGACGAACGUCGCCGCCGGGUUCGCCCACUCGCUCUUGACGACGCGCGACGGGGCCGUCUAUAGCUGCGGCUACAAUGACAAUGGGCAACUGGGCCACGGCACGCGGCGCCACGCGGCCGACUUCCAGCGCAUCGACGCGCUGCAGGCGUUCGUGAUCGACCACAUUGCGUGCGGCCAGCAGCACUCGCUCGCCAGUUCGCGGCUCGUCUCCACUGCGUCGGCGUCCGAGCGCUCGGGCGUGUGCUUUGCGUGGGGCUUUGGCGUCCUCGGGCAGCUCGGAACGGGGGCGCCGAUUGCCUGGAGCCCACAGGAAGUGAAGCUCGGGCGGCCGGCCGUCGCUGUCGCGGCGGGGAGUCACCACAGCGUUGCGGUCACGGACGACGGCCGUGUGUACACGUGGGGCCACAGCGAGUACGGCCAGCACGGCGCGGGCGAGACGUUCCACGACCUCCAGCACAGCGCCCACUACUUUUACCCGCGACUGCAACAAGCGCUUGCAGACGACGCGCGUGUGCACGUGACGAGCGUGCGCUGCAGCUCGCACGCGACGUUUGCAUUGACGCGCGACGGCUCCGUGUUCUCGUGGGGCUGGAACGCGUUCGGCGUCCUGGGCAACGGCAAGUACCAGCACUCGGUGCACCCGCAGCGCAUCUUUGGCCUGAAGGACAACGUCGCUGUGGCCGUUGGCGCCGGCGCGAACCACUGCGCUGUGGCCGUGCGGCCACGCGGCGCGCACUACUCGUUGCGCUACGAUCGAGUGCUCGCAGAGGCCGAGUUUGCCGACGUGGUGUUCAUUGUUGAGACGUCGGGGUACGUCGAGCGCAUCAGAGCGCAUCGGGUCGUUCUGUGUGCGCGGAGCAACUACGUUCGCGGCUACUUGCGCGUGCUGGACGCGGACAGUGCCCAGAGGGCUCAGGUGGAUCGACAGAGCACACACGGGAGCAGAAGAGGAGGAAAAGGAGAAGACGACGAGGAGGAGCUGGUCGAGGUGGACGUGUUCCAGGACGAGGACGCCCAAGUGGUCCGCGCUUUCUUGACGUUCUUGUACACUGGUCGUCUCGACGUUGUCAGCCACAAGCGCAAAGCGCUGGGGCAGUGUGCCCAGCGCCUGUGCUGCGACGCGCUCGUCGAGUUAUGUCUCGACACGUGGCGAAGAGAGCAAACCGAGACGACGUCGCUGUCGCUGGCGUCGCGGCCGUCUUUCCGACGGAGCGGAUACUGCUCGGGGGCUCACUCGGCGACGCCCGAAGCGCGACGAUUUGGCGAAGAGAUGCAGCGUAUGGUGCUGUCGGACGCGCUUGCGGACGUUGUGUUUCUGUGGCCGGUGCACGAGACUUCGGACGGCAUUGCGUACGAGCGUCUGCCGGCACAUAAAGCUGUGCUGUCUCAAGUCCCGUACUUCCGCACGAUGUUGACAGGUGGUUUUCGCGAAGGCGACAAGACCCGGCAAAGGACAACUGCAACUGCAACAGCUAUAACAGCGACGCCGAUCGACGCUGUGCAUGAGAUUUCGCUGCACUAUAUGCACCGCGACGGCGUCUCGCUUGAGGCGUUCAAGCGGUUGCUGCUCUACAUCUACACGGGCAGUACCAACCGCUUGGACGGCGCUCCACUGGCGGACCCGAGCGACCUCAUGGACGUGUACGUGGGUGCGAGUUUACUGGGGCUCACGGUGCUCGCCGCCAGCUGUGAGCUGCAGCUCGUGGCGCUCGUGCCGCAGCUCGAUGUCGAGUCGCUGCGAGCGUGCGAAGCGUUUGCCGAGCGAUACGACGCACAGCGAUUGCAGAGGACGAGUGAGCAGGUGUUACGACGGAUUGAGCGCUCGACCGGUUGUUGA